CCAUAGCUAUUUUUGCAUCUCUCUCUAUUGUUUUUGAGGUUUAUUUGUUCGCAUUCAUAGUUCGUAGGUUUUCACUUUAAUCACCGUACACGUGGCAUGAAUGACUGGUCUAUAUUUAUGUUCCGAUACUCUGUUAGAAUUUGUGUUGAUUGUGCUUAAAAGUUAAUUCAUACGCAUUUGUUUAUUUGUAAAUUCUAGUAGUAGCUAUCCCAUCAUGUCAUUGUCUACAUCGGCCGUCGAUUUAGAAUAUUCCAGUGAAGUUGCAGGCACAGAUGACCUCAGUUGUCCAGAGGAGCUUGAAGGAUCAAGUCAGAAGAAGGAGGAUGGCUCUGGAGACGGGGACAGCACAAGUUCCUCCUCGUCUAGCCCUGAAGUUGACCAGCAUCUACACCAGGAGAAGAAAAAAGCUGCUGGUGACACUCCUACUUCUGAUGAGCCAAAUGCGGACAACACCAACAAAGUUCCUCCGGAGCCGGAACCUCAGGCAAAACAAAGCGUCCGAGAAGCUAAAGCAGCCAGAACUGAUAAACCCUUGGCUGAUAAGUCCACUGAUGCAAGGGCUGGCAGGAAGAAUACUAAGGCUACAGGACGCAGAGCUUAUCACAAGGUUCAGUCAAUAUAUACACUGCAUUAUGCAUUAAUCCGUGACAAGUACGCGGUGUGUGACGAGUAUCCUAAGGACCUGCUGCCCUCCACAUCCUCCCCUCAUCCUGACCAUAAGAAGUGGAUAGACGACCUACUGCGCCCCAGCGGCGGGGCCACCAGGGCCUCCACGCCUUCUCCUAAUGAUGGUGAGAAGGCCCGCAGCAGCGAGCCUGACGCCCCCCCAGCGCCCCCCAAGAGCGCAGGGAGUCGCGACGCCCGCGAGCGCCUCAAGCAGGAGGAGCAGGACGGCAUCAUCCUGAGCCCCCAGCGCCGCAGCUUUGGCACGGGUUGCCAGCUGAGCGGUGGGGGGGCGGGGGUGGGUCGCCCCGCGUCUCCCGCAGACCCCCGAGGGCGCGACGCCCCUGCACUCACCAGUGUCCACCACCGUCAGGAGCUGCCGCUGCAUCGCCGCAUUGGCUCAGGGCGAAUAAUGCGGAGGGAUGAGGCAGAACCUCAGGCGUUGCUGGAGGCCCCUGUGUCUGGCCGGCGCGGUGUUGCUGCUGCUGGAGACCUUGACCUGCCUGAGCCUCCCAGGGGGCGCGACCCACGUGACUGGCGUAACAAGGAGCCCCAGCUCACCCAUCACCACCUCCGCUACGACAGAGAAGAAAGGUUCGAUUCUCGCCGGCGCGGUUUUUUCGAGGCGUCGGAGACAGAGAAGACGUUGGACCUAACACCUCCCCAGCAGCCACACCGCCAGGGGCCUCAGCAGCAACGCAGCUACUCCCGCAACACCCAGGACAACCAGCGCAACCCCAGAGGGCGGGUGGUGUACAAUAACUCAAGCUACACGAGCAGUGGUAGCAGUGGUAGCAACUACCACAACUACAACAGACGCCAAGAAGAAGAGGAAACACCUGAGUGGUUCAGUGAAGGACCAACCAGUCAGAACGAGUACAUUGAGCUGGUGGGCUUCGAUGGUCCCGUCACAGACGACAGCAAAUGUGAGGCCCUCAGGAGCAGGCGAGAGUCGCCCCCCGCCGACCCCCGGCCUCCCAGCAGCAAAGG
Hyalella azteca is the source of this 1653-nucleotide messenger RNA. RefSeq lists its product as uncharacterized. The record is from RefSeq and is a predicted model, not a curated record. Lineage: Eukaryota; Metazoa; Arthropoda; Malacostraca; Amphipoda; Hyalellidae. Gene Ontology annotation, biological process: negative regulation of translation. Gene Ontology annotation, cellular component: nucleus; cytoplasm. Gene Ontology annotation, molecular function: mRNA binding.